Oppiella nova is the source of this 1386-nucleotide messenger RNA. NCBI's taxonomy places the organism in Eukaryota, Metazoa, Arthropoda, Arachnida, Sarcoptiformes, Oppiidae. The record is from the annotation of a GenBank genome assembly.
CAUGUGUUGAAAGUGUCGUCCAAUCGAUGCGAUUGUCUCACAAAUGAUCGCACAUUUCACUCAUCGAUCACUUCAUUAGAUCCACUCAUGUCUGAAGCGGCGACCAACAGUGAGGAUGUGAUGGAUAUGCUGUCGACCGGCGAUGACAUCGAUAUGACUCAAGAGGAGGAGAGUCUUCUGCUGGACGUGAAGUCGUCGCUCACGAAGAAGUCGAUGGACACGAGUGACCCAAUGGCUCGCAAACCCAUUGUCUUCGACCUCAACGACUCUCAGGAGGACUCGGAUGUGAAUGACGUGAACGAGAGCUCAAGAGAUAAGUUCCGGACGGAGAGGACGACCAUUAAUUUGGUGGCAAAUAAGGGAUCAGUUGAGCGCCAACUGCCCGACUCUUUGGAUGAGAUUGCGGUCGAUUUGGGACAACGGCUCAAGAAUAAGAACCUUCGGAAGCGAAGGAACCGCCAAAACAGACGUAACUUUGGGUUUCAAAGCGACAGACAAUUACCACAAAUGAAUGCAAACCUGUCUUCACGUCUGAAUCGUUUCAAUCAAAACUCAGAUUUACGACAAUUUAUGUCUUCGACGACCGCUCGAAGACAUGCCAUCAAUCAAAGCGCUGUCCUUCAGAAUCAGAUCAUGAAUUUGUCUCAAAUGGUGUCAAACAUGAAUCCACUCAUGAAUUGGCAAAUGGAUUUAGGAAUUCUGGAUCCGAAUCAGCUCUUAGUGAACGCACUCUUAGCCCAAACUCAGACCACUUCGUUGGCCAAUAGGCUGCAAGUGCUUCGGCCGUCACUCACAACGGGUCCCAACUUUGUUCCUCUGAACGCAUCCAAAGCUAAUGCACCCAAAGAUGACAUUCAGAUAACUAUCAUCAACAACAACAACAACCGUCCCCUCAAUACCACAAAGACCUCAACAAAGUCUCAAAUCAGAUGUUUGGUCCCCAAAGACAUCAGUGAUCAGGAAAUAGAGGAAAUCGAUUUGAUUCCAAGAAGUAAGUCAUUAGAUUCGAGUCAUCUGUUCCACGAGAUGGCUGUCAGUGUGAAACAUAACGCCAACACAUCCGGUGGUGAUGUGUUUGUGGACGCGUUGGCUGAGGCGGAGGUUGGCGUCGAUAACGAGUAUUUGGCGAAACUGGAGGAACAGGAGAGGAAGAGACGGGAACUGAAACAACUCAAAGAGCAGAGACGUCUGGAAAUGGCGGACGAAAGGCUCCAAUCGGCGCUCGACUUGAAGAACAAGAUCUCCGCCCGAAAGACAUACUAUUAAUAGUUUUCACACAUUUUUGGACACUUUUUUCGCUCACAAUCUUAUCAUUAAAACUUGAAUUUAAUUAUGACUUCAUUUGAUUUCUAAAUAACAUAUCAUAUUGUUAUCAAUUAUUACGAC